Notothenia coriiceps (black rockcod) is the source of this 392-nucleotide messenger RNA. It is a transcript of the gene ppp1r42, whose product is annotated as protein phosphatase 1, regulatory subunit 42. The annotation marks the transcript as partial. The transcript is spliced from 3 exons. Lineage: Eukaryota; Metazoa; Chordata; Actinopteri; Perciformes; Nototheniidae. The record is from RefSeq and is a predicted model, not a curated record.
AUGCAGAUGGGUGUGACCUCCCUCCACGUGUUCUGUAUGAGACGCUCUCUGUGUGUGCAGGAGCUGGAGGACGUGUUCUCUGCGUGGCCCCGGCUGCUCCACGCGGACCUGAGAGGGAACCCGGUUUGCAAGAAACAGAAAUACAGAGACCGUCUGAUCACAGCGGGGAAGAGCCUGCAGGCUUUAGACGGGAGGGAAAUCAGCCAUCUGACCAGACAGUUCCUGACCAACUGGAAGGCAUCCAGAGAGGCCAAGAAGAAGAAACACGUGAUGAGCGGAGAGCUGAUCCCCUUAACCAACGACUUCAACGUGGGUCAGGGUCCUCACCCGGGGCAGACCUCCUUCAGACCGGAGACCCUGCAGCGCUGGAAGCCCCAGCAGCCGUCCCUCAG